GGAUGUGGAGAUCGGUGCCAUGUUCGCCGCUGCACCCUUGAGGCCGCUGGAGAUCUGCUUGCCGCUUUGGGUCCAGAGUCUCUGGGUACCUUCCACUUGGUCAUGGUCAAUCGUCACCUCCAUCGUCCUACGUUGGGCGACAUGCCGAAGCUGCUAGCGCCAGGAGGACGUCUCCUCUUCCAUACCUUCAUGGAAGGCUGCCAUCAUCCCUCGGACCCCGCGCACGUUCUGAAGCCCGGGGAGCUGCGAAGCACUUUCCAGGAGCUCGAGGUCGACAGAGACGAGGAGCUUCCGGGUGAAGAUGGCAGGCCCAUGUCCUUCUUCGUUGGGCGGAAGCAGGUG
This is a messenger RNA of Symbiodinium pilosum, 342 nucleotides long. The record is from the annotation of a GenBank genome assembly. NCBI's taxonomy places the organism in Eukaryota, Dinophyceae, Suessiales, Symbiodiniaceae.